AUGUUCCACCGACCAAGGUCCUCGACCUCACAGAGCACCUCUGCGUCUACGUCGUACGGAUAUGGUGACUAUAUAACCAUCACUACGUCCCGUCCAGGUACCCGCAGAAACACAGGUAGGCCCUCGACUGCACGACCAAGAACCGGUGCCUCUACUAUCGCUAGAGUCGAGGCUCAGAAUGUUGUCUGUGCUAUUGCCGAGUCUCGGGGGAUUUCACCUACCGUUGGUCUGGCCUUCGUGAACCUUGACACAGCAGAAGCAGUACUCUGUCAAAUCUGCGACAGCCAGACUUUCGUCCGAACUGUCCAUAAACUGAAGGUCUACGGCCCUUCCGAGAUUCUGAUCGUCUCUACUGCAGCGAGUCCUAGGUCGAAGCUCUUCUCUAUCAUUGAAGAGAAUCUUGAGAAUAUCGGCAGCAAGUUGACUCUACUUGAUCGACGCUAUUGGGCUGAGUCGACUGGAUACGAGUACAUUCAAUCUCUAGCUUUUAAAGAGGAUGUCGAAGCUAUCAAGGUCUCCGUCACUGGCAACUACUAUGCAGUGUGCUGCAUGGCAGCAGUGAGUGUCCUUCCCACCCAUUUGCGCAUACUAUGGCUAAUUUCAAAGGCGCUUAAGUACAUUGAUCUGGGUAUGGGUAUGGUCUUCUCCAUUCAAUCGCUCCGGAUGAGAUAUGAGCCGUCAGAAGGAUCGAUGAUGAUCGAUGUGUCCACUAUCUACUCGCUCGAACUGGUCCAGAAUCUCCGUGAUCCGAAGUCAAAAGAUUGUCUGUUUGGCCUUCUUAACGAAACGUCGACACCCAUGGGCGCACGGCUCCUCCGGAGCAAUAUUUUACAACCACUUACUGAUCCAGAAGUACUCAACACGCGAUAUGCUGCAGUGGACGAUCUGACCAAAAAGGAAGAGCUAUUCUUUGCAACACAGGCAGCGCUGAAAAAUUUCCUCGAUGCUGACCGCAUACUGACCGCGCUAAUCAUCACACCAAGCAAGCCAACUCUUCAGACAACGGAGCAGUCUAUCAAUCACAUCAUCAUGCUCAAGCAGUUCAUAAACUCCGUACGGCCUGUCUUCGAAGCCCUUACUGGAACUAAGUCUGUAAUGUUGAAUAACAUUCGCGAGAUUUGUGCACCAGAGAACGUCGCGCCUGUACAAGAGUUGAUCGAUCACGUCAUCAACGAAGACACCACGUACGCAAGGCAGCCUCUCGAACUGAGGAAUCAGCGCACAUAUGCCGUAAAAUCAGGAGUCAAUGGUCUACUUGACGUUGCGCGUACUACUUAUAAGGAAGCCACAGAAGAUGCGUAUCAACACUCAAAUGAACUCAGUCGUAAAACACAGUCUGUUCUUACGGCAAACACACUCGCUGACUUCAAGAAGAGGAGCACGAUAUUCGACUCGACCUCAAAUAUGACACAGCGCGCCAGUUCUACAUGA
This is a messenger RNA of Alternaria arborescens, 1431 nucleotides long. RefSeq lists its product as hypothetical. The coding region runs from base 1 to 1431 and encodes 476 amino acids. Lineage: Eukaryota; Fungi; Ascomycota; Dothideomycetes; Pleosporales; Pleosporaceae. Gene Ontology annotation, molecular function: mismatched DNA binding; ATP-dependent DNA damage sensor activity; ATP binding. The record is from RefSeq and is a predicted model, not a curated record. Gene Ontology annotation, cellular component: nucleus. The transcript has a single exon. Gene Ontology annotation, biological process: mismatch repair; reciprocal meiotic recombination.